CACAUAGGCAUGCGUUUUACAAGUGGGUCGUUAGGAUCUACCACCCUUACGCUAAUGUCUCUUCGCAACAAUUCAGCAGUCUUCCACACUGGCUCGGUAUCGCUAUCAUACCGAAAUGGAAAAGAACGAGCGUUCAUGAAAUAAAUUACGCCCUCAGGGUUUGUUUGAUUCACAACUGCAAGGAAAUGUUGACAUUCAACGAGAACCAGUCAAGCUCAGGAGAAGUGCACUUUCUUUUGCCAUAUGACACCACAAUUUACAACACGGACAAUGAAUUGAUCAGUGACCAUCUCAAAGUUUCUUUCACAAUGUUUCUACCAUCGUGUUCCAACACUAAGUUCAUUACUUUUAUUUCUGAGCAGCCCUACGAGAACCGAAGCGGUAAUAACUGUGUAAACGAUCGUGACGAAUCCAUUCAGUUCUCGCUCACGGAAAAGUCAUUCGAUCUCAUCAACUUUCAAGUUAAGGACAAGACAUUUUCGGCAAGUAAGACUCUAGUAGCCGCACAUAGUGUUGUCUUCUAUAAGAAAUUAAAGCACGACGAGGCGAAGAGGAAUUUCACCGUGGAGGAUGUAGAUCCCGAGAUUUUUCAAGAGUUACUGAAUUUUAUGCACGUCGACAAAUAUAGUAUCAAGAAUAUUGAAGACAUUGCCGAAAAACUGUUCGAGGCGGCGAAUAUUUAUGGUGUAAGAGGCUUACAAGCAUUGUGCGCUAAAGUACUGAGCAAGAAUUUGUCGGAUGGAAAUUGUAUGUCGAUGCUUAGCAUUGCCGUUUUGAAUAAGAUCGAAGAUUUAAAAUUUAAAGCCGUAUCUUAUUUUAAAAAGAAUUGUGAAUCCACAGUGGUAAAAGAUGAAUUCAAGUCUUUGCUACGCUCAAAUCCUGAAAACAUGAGUAAAGUUUUGUGCGCCAUUUGUUCGCUAGAUUGUCAUGAAUUAAACAGAAUAGAGAGGACGACCUAUACAUUCCACGAGAAGAAGCCAAAAAACAAUUAAGAAAUUUUGCUGAUAUUUGUAAUCACUUUUAUUAUUGCUUAGAUUGCUUAAAUGUGCAAAACUAUAACCAAUAAAUUGUUAUUUCUUU
This is a messenger RNA of Orussus abietinus, 1080 nucleotides long. RefSeq names its product speckle-type POZ protein-like. Gene Ontology annotation, molecular function: ubiquitin protein ligase binding. The transcript has a single exon. Gene Ontology annotation, biological process: proteasome-mediated ubiquitin-dependent protein catabolic process; regulation of proteolysis. Bases 186 to 992 code for a protein of 268 amino acids. The record is from RefSeq and is a predicted model, not a curated record. NCBI's taxonomy places the organism in Eukaryota, Metazoa, Arthropoda, Insecta, Hymenoptera, Orussidae. Gene Ontology annotation, cellular component: cytoplasm; nucleus.